Messenger RNA from Cladophialophora psammophila CBS 110553, 789 nucleotides. RefSeq lists its product as uncharacterized. Lineage: Eukaryota; Fungi; Ascomycota; Eurotiomycetes; Chaetothyriales; Herpotrichiellaceae. The record is from RefSeq and is a predicted model, not a curated record. The transcript has a single exon. The coding region runs from base 1 to 789 and encodes 262 amino acids.
AUGUCUUCCACGACCGCACCGUUUCCAACCUUCCCCGUCUCCCAGAUCACCAUGCCGUCCGACCACCUGUUCACAUCUGCCUACGCCUUCGUCAAAGAACACUGCUCCAGAGCCACGCUCAACCACUGCCUCCGCAGCGUCGCUUUUUCUCUCAUCCUAUUCCGCAAGUUCCCGCCCUUGGCAACGAACGCGGACAUCGACAAGGAUGCCGUCGUCCUCUCUCUGCUGAUGCACGACAUGGGCUGGGCGACCAGUAGCUCGUCCCUGACGUCUAAUGAGAAGCGCUUCGAAGUCGACGGCGCCGACAUCGCUCGCAACUUCAUCCGGACUGAAACAGGUGGUGGCACGGGCACCAGCAACGGAGGAAAAUGGGACAGGCACCGCCUCCAGCUCAUGUGGGACGCCAUCGCGCUGCACACCACCCCGAGCAUCGCGCACCACAAGGAGCCUGAAGUCUUGGCGACUCAGCUGUCCAUCAUGGCCGAGUUCUUCGGGCCGCAUCUCGACGCCGCCGUGCCGGGUUGCUCCAUCACGGUGGACGAGUACAAGGAGGUCUUGGCCGUGUGGCCGCGUCUGGGCUUCAAAGAGGAAAUGAGGCAGACGCUCUGCGGUUUCUGCCGCGACAAACCAGAAACCACACUCGACAAUUUCGUCUCCGAGUACGGCAGGAUCUACGGCCUGGACGGCAAGGGCGGUGAGAGGGACGGGUUCGUCAAAUUGUGCGACGAGAAUAAUAUCGUCAGGCGCUUGGAAGGCGGGUUGGCGGCCCUGGAGACAUAUGAGAAUUGA